Penicillium roqueforti is the source of this 2859-nucleotide messenger RNA. Its product is annotated as tethering complex subunit PEP5. The transcript is spliced from 9 exons. The record is from RefSeq and is a predicted model, not a curated record. Lineage: Eukaryota; Fungi; Ascomycota; Eurotiomycetes; Eurotiales; Aspergillaceae. The coding region runs from base 1 to 2859 and encodes 952 amino acids. Gene Ontology annotation, cellular component: endosome; HOPS complex. Gene Ontology annotation, biological process: intracellular protein transport; vacuole organization; organelle fusion. Gene Ontology annotation, molecular function: protein binding; protein-macromolecule adaptor activity.
AUGGCGCUGACAUCAUGGAAAGCAUUCAACUUCAUCGACGUGUCGCCGGUGAAGCUACCAGAGGACAGCUCCUCAAUCUUCGAUAGCGACCUCUCGAGUAUCUGCACUGGCUCCGCGAACCUCUUUGUUGGCACUACCGAUGGAUUUGUCCACAUCCUCUCCUCGGCCUUCCGCGUCGUGCGAUCGUUCAAGGCUCACGAUACCGGUUCCAUUACGCACAUGCGACAGAUAAACGAUACCGCUCUGCUAGUGACCGUCGCGGAGGAUCUUUCCAACGAGCCGGUUCUGAAGGUCUGGGCUCUAGAUACGGAGAAAAAAGAUGGAGGCCCGCGGUGUCUGUCAACGGUCUCUGUACAAAAUGCCAGGAGGCAGUUCCCGAUAUCGGCUUUCGCAGCCGUCGACGACCUCUCACAGGUAGCAGUGGGUUUCGCGAACGGAUCGGUGACGAUCAUCCGAGGCGAUUUAAUCCACGACCGAGGCGCGCGACAACGGAUCGUAUUCGAAUCCGAGGAACCGAUUACCGGACUCGAAACCCAAAUCGGCGCCGUCACAACCCUUUACAUUUCAACAACGAGUCGCAUCUUGACAUUGGUCAUCGCCGGGCGAGGGCAGGGCCAGCCUGCGCGCGUUUUGGAAGAUACGGGCUGUGGCUUGGGCUGCAUGACUCUGGAUAAAGAGGGCGGAGAUGUUCUAAUUGCCCGGGAUGAGGCGAUCUUUACCUACGGUCCGCGAGGUCGUGGUGCGAGCUAUGCGUUCGAGGGCCCGAAGACAUCUAUUGAUGCUUUUCGUGACUAUGUGGCGCUCGUCUGUCCGCCCAAGGCUGGGACUAGCAAGUCCGAUCCGCUAAGGAAAUACGGUGCUAGUCCCGCCGAGGAAAUUUUUGGCACGACUACGUUCACGCUUCUCGAUACCGACCUCAAGUUCAUCGCGCAUAGCGAAGCGCUGGCGUCACCUAUGAAACGUAUUUUCAUGGAAUGGGGUGACUUGUUUCUUCUUACGACAGAUGGAAAGAUCUUCCGUUAUAGGGAGAAGACCCUCCAGCAAAAGCUCGAAAUCUUAUAUGAGCGCAAUCUCUACAUCCUUGCUAUUAAUCUUGCGCAAAAGAUUGGGAUUGAUCCGCUCCAACAGAAUGCUAUCUACCGCAAGUAUGGUGACUUUUUGUACCAGCGGGGCGACUAUGAUACCGCUAUGCAGCAGUAUCUCCGGGCCAUUGAUAAUACAGAACCUUCUCAGGUCAUUCGCAAAUACCUGGACACUCAACGUAUUCACAACUUGAUCGAGUAUCUUGAAGAGCUACACGACCAUGGCCGUGCCACGGUUGAUCACACAACGCUUCUUUUGAACUGCUACGCAAAACUCAAAGACACAAGCAAGCUAGACUCGUUUAUCAAAGCUCCUGGUGAGCUGAAGUUUGAUCUUGAAACUGCCAUUGCAAUGUGCCGUCAAGGCGGAUACUAUGAGCAAGCAGCCUACCUUGCAACAAAACAUGGCGAGAACGACAUGGUCGUUGAUAUUCUAAUCGAAGAUUCUAAGAAGUACGCUGAGGCAGUGGAAUACAUUUGGCGGUUGGAUGCUGAAGUGGCCUAUCACAAUUUGAUGAAGUACGCUCGAGUAUUGCUAACACAUUGCCCCGAGCGGACAGCGGAGCUGUUCAAGGUUUACUAUUCUGGCCAGUACCGACCACGCACGGAGGUAGAACAGACACCAGAGCCCCAAGAACAGACGACCAGCACAGUGCAAAGUCUUGCUGCCCUUCUUCCUUUGCGGUAUAUGACUGUUGGCACACAACCUACGCCUGAAAUCCCUGAGCCAGCGGCAAAUGAAGACAAGGUUGAGAAUUCGACGCCAGAUUAUCACAUUCCCAAGCCCCGGACAGCCUUCUCUGCAUUUGUGGAUCAUCCUAAAGAGUUCAUCGAUUUCCUCGAGACCUUGGUGCAGCAGCCGGACUUGAAGAAGGACGCCAAGGUUGAUCUUUUCACAACACUGUUUGAGAUGUACCUGGACACAGCAAAGGGGAAAAAGGAUGCAGGCGAAAGACAGGAAUGGGAGACAAAAGCCAAGAAACUAAUUGAAGGGAAAGACAUUCCGAUCUCCACAUCCAACGUGCUUCUCCUCUCCGAUCUGUCAAAUUUCAAGGAAGGAUCUACCCUUGUUCGCGAGCAAGAAGGUCUCCGCCUGGACAUUUUCCGUUCCUUCACUUCAGCAAAGGAUACACAGGGCGCCAUCAAAGCGCUACGCCGGUACGGGCCCGACGAGCCCCAACUCUACGUCGACGCAUUGACAUACUUCGCCUCGAGCCCGAAGAUCCUCGAAGAAGCAGGCGACGAGCUAGACACAGUCCUGCAGCGCAUCAACCAAGACGGCCUCCUCUCACCAUUGCAAGUGAUCCAAGCGCUCAGCAACAACGCAGUAGUAACAAUGGGCCGCGUGAAGAAGUACCUCAGCGACAACAUCGACCGCGAACGCAAAGAAAUCACCACCAACCGCCGGCUCAUCACAAGCUAUAAAUCCGAAACCGCAACCAAACAGCAAGAACUAGACAACCUAGCCACCCAGCCAGUAGUCUUCCAAUCUCGCCGUUGCCAAUCCUGCGGCGGAACCCUCGACCUCCCAACAGUCCACUUUCUCUGCAGACACUCCUUCCAUGAGCGCUGUCUGAACAACCUCGACGACAAUGCGCAGUGUCCCGUCUGCGCACCGAAGAAUGCGACUCUGCGCGCGAUCCGCCAACGGCAGGUUGAUUCCGCGGACCAGCAUGAUUUGUUCAAGGGAGAGCUGUCUCGCUCACGGGAUCGAUUCGGGGUUGUUAGUGAGUUCUUCGGGAGGGGUAUAAUGAGGCCGCAGAGUACUAUGGAGUAG